UGAGUCUGUUUGUGAAAUGGGUGGGGUCAUACCUACUGAGGAGUGGUUGGCAGAAGUGAGAUAAUGUGUAUAAAGUUGUUUAAACAUAGCAGAUGGUCAGUAAACGUAGCCAGUGGUCCUCACAGGCCAAAGGGCCGCCUCUACUGAAGUGAUCGGCCUAUUUGGUUGGACCAGGGGGGUCAGGCGGGUACGAGGGAAGGGAGCCCAGAAAGAGAAGCCUAUGAAUGUGAGGGUGUCCGGUGGGCGUGCUUGGUGUGACCCUACAAAUAAAAUUGUGGAGUUGCAGAGACUUACAUGGAAGCCAGUCUGGAGGGGAGCAUUUGCUGACCAGAGCCCUCCGUCAGCUACCCUCCCCCUCCACUGCCCAGGGAAUUCCUGGGACAGGUGGGGGCAGGUCCUUCAAAGCUUGGGGAGGCCCUGGCAGAGAAGGCCUGCUCUCUGAGCCCUCCGGAGGUCACGGCCUCCACUAUCCUUUGCCUCAGCUUCUCAGGAUGCUCAUCACCACAAGAGAGACUCCCUGGGAAAGGGGGGGAGCCAGCAGGAGAGCUGAAAGGCCAGGCCAUCCACAGGACUCAGGGAUGCAAAUCUCCGCCUCCCAUCAGUUUCUUAAGUUCCACGGUGGAUUCACCACAUGGGUCUCCUUAUUCCUAUUCCUCUCUUAAAGGGGACUCGACCACCUGCCUUCAGCCCACAGAGUCAGUCAGUGUUGGUGAAACACUCAUCAAAUCUUCCUCUGACCUGGAAGAGCCCAGAGCCCUGCUUGAGGUUAAGUCAGAGAAAUGGAGUUGAACUGGGAGAGGGUGCCUGCUGCCCUGCCAGGCGGUGGUCACCCUUGAGCUGGAAUGCUUGCAGGAUGGCGGAGCGGGAAGAGACCUCUGGGUUCUUCUAUGAGAAAACCAAAGAGCCCAGGGAGGGAGAGGAUUUGCCCGAAGUCACACAGCUGCUUAAGAAGCAGCUAGAGCCCGUCUCUGUUUCUCUUUACUAACUGAUGCUCCAUUGGUUUUCCUCCCUGAGCAGUAGAAGAGGCCUUGGGGCAGGGAGUGAGGCCAUUUCCCUCUGGGUCUCUGUUUCUUCAUCUGCUAAAUGGGAAUAACUAUACUUCCCUGCCAACACCCCCACUUGUUUAUGAAGCUUUGGUGAGUAAAUACAGGGGAAAUGGCCUCCGUGGCAAAGCUGUCUGCCUGGUGACCACAGGACCCCAGAUUGGAGGCGACUGUGAGGGAUCUGAGGGUGGGCAGGGCAGAUGGGCCCAGAAGAUGUGUGUUCACCUUGUCAUCCUCCCCAGGUGAGUCCCAGGCCUGGGUUGCCAUGGAUACCGUGUCCCUAGAGCAUCAGAUCCAGAGCGUGCAACGCCACAUCAGCUUCCUGAAAAAAGAGCAGAUGGCCCUGCUGCGAGACCUGCACCUGGAAAUCCUGAGGCUGCAGAAACGCUGCUCAGAACUGACCCGUGACCUGGAGAUGAGAGAGGCCCAAUCUCACCAGCAAGAGGAGGCGUCCCGGGAGCUGGAGAGCAAGUGCCGCGCGCUGGAGUCGCAGUGUGGCGCAGAUAGUGGUUUGGGAGUCAGCCAGUGGAGUGGGAGCUGA
This is a messenger RNA of Myotis davidii, 1584 nucleotides long. RefSeq lists its product as uncharacterized. Bases 1309 to 1584 code for a protein of 91 amino acids. Lineage: Eukaryota; Metazoa; Chordata; Mammalia; Chiroptera; Vespertilionidae. The record is from RefSeq and is a predicted model, not a curated record. The transcript is spliced from 4 exons.